AUGCUAAACAAUGAUUCUGUCCAGACUCACAAUAGUAGCAACCAAGAGUCUUCAUCUGAUCCAGUUUUAAUGCCUCAACUUGCAUCAAAUCAACCCAGCAGUAAUAAUGAAGAGUUUGAUUUCCCACAGUCACCAAAGCCAACCAUUGUACUUGUGUCAAAAAAAAAUGUUAAGCACGCAUCAUACCAUGCCACAACAACUCACUUAAUAAAACGCCGUCUAAAAAAAGCAUUUUCUUCUGUAAGUAUUUUGUCUCCACCGCAAAACAGAUUGGCAUUUAUCAAUGCUGUCAAGACAGCUUGGUUACUUCAAAUCAAAAAGAAGAAGAAAACCCAAUAUGCUCCUAAGAAACAUUACAAACUGCAUAGAAAAAGAAGUGCAAGCACCACAAGUCAAGAAACAGUUUCGAGUCAAGGAUCCAAAAAUGGUGAUAUAGGCAUUAGCAAAAACAAAUUCGAUUUCCCUCCUAUUACAGCCGAAGCUCUUUCCGAGCUUUCCAUUCCACAUUUGUUCCAGAGCUUACAGAUUCGACACGACUUGCUGAUUGAUCCACACUUGACGUUUCGACCCAACUUGACACUUGAAAAAGCACAAGAAUCCCAGCAUUAUUGGCGCCGUCUGGAUCAACUGAUUCAAUUGUGCUCUUGUAAGAAUUUUGUGGAUGAGAACAACGAUAAUCACUACCAGCUUAUUAUCCUUGUUCGCAAUCUGUUGAGUGAGUUGUCACUUAUUUUGGUAUCACUUAUUUCGCCCUUUCCGACACACAUAACUACAUCCUUUGUAUGGAAUUGGCCAUCUUAUAUCACAGAAAACUCUAUCAUCGCUGUUUUUGAUCCUGAUGUUGUUCAACAACAACUUAUGCAAGGUUGUUUAAAUAUUCAUUUCAAGUUUGACUUUUUGCAUUCUAUUUUAAGCCCAUUGUGUCCUGAACAAGCAGAGAAGAUUCAAAAAUUAGUUGAACGAGAUGAAUAUGCUAAAGCACUUGAAUCGUGUUUUUUGACACUAGAGACUAUCAAAUUGGAUUGCGCCAAUAAAGCACUACAUUAUUAUCGUUCUAAUUUACUCGAGACUGGUACAAGCAUAGAAUGGAAUGUAUUCCUCAAGCAAUUGGAUAAUGGAGAAAUAAACAUAUCUUCUGUCUCAGACUGGAUGACAUGCUCAUGGAACAGGCUUGGAUCUAGUGCCAAAUUCAUUCAUUUUUUUCGCUCAGGCAUCAUUGAUUUAGUCACAGACGAUAAUGACACAAUCAAGGCUUUGCAGUUAUCUACCUGUAGCUUCCCAAUUACCUUCUCCUAUGAUGAAAAGAGACUCAAACAUCAAAUGCGCCAUGAAUUUCAGAAUAUUAUUGUUAUUGGCUUAUUAUUGAUGCCUUAUCGUCUUAUGGCCGGUAAAAAAGCAAAGCAGACAGAACUCUAUCAACUCAAAUCAACCUAUUCAAAGCUUCUUAAGGAUGCUUCCAUUACCAGUGGCCGUGUCUCUUGCUUCCAUUUAGCACUACAUGCUUGCAACAUGGUCAAACAACAGCAAAAUCAACCCAUGAAACACAAUGAUGUGAUUGAGCAAGCAAGGUAUUGGUCUAAUUGGAUGAAUCAAAAUCUAAGAAACACAUCACCCGUCUAUCAAGUCAUGUACUAUCGUGUUCGUUCAAUUAUACUGCAUGCUAUGACACAGGGAUCUUUUGUUGAACAAGAUAUACAACAGCAACAUGCUACCAUAGGUUUAGAGCAAGAAAUUGGCAAGUUAAGCGAGAAACUAUCUUUAAUAGCAGACUAUAAUUUACGUACAUUUGGUUCUUUGUAUACAUAUUUACUACCAAGUAUUCGUCACAAAGUCAUUUAA
This is a messenger RNA of Gilbertella persicaria, 1839 nucleotides long. RefSeq names its product T-complex protein 11-domain-containing protein. NCBI's taxonomy places the organism in Eukaryota, Fungi, Mucoromycota, Mucoromycetes, Mucorales, Choanephoraceae. The record is from RefSeq and is a predicted model, not a curated record. Bases 1 to 1839 code for a protein of 612 amino acids. The transcript is spliced from 3 exons.